This is a messenger RNA of Planococcus citri (citrus mealybug), 4384 nucleotides long. It is a transcript of the gene chb, whose product is annotated as chromosome bows. The coding region runs from base 182 to 4054 and encodes 1290 amino acids. Gene Ontology annotation, cellular component: cytoplasmic microtubule. The transcript is spliced from 2 exons. The record is from RefSeq and is a predicted model, not a curated record. Gene Ontology annotation, biological process: microtubule cytoskeleton organization. NCBI's taxonomy places the organism in Eukaryota, Metazoa, Arthropoda, Insecta, Hemiptera, Pseudococcidae. Gene Ontology annotation, molecular function: microtubule binding.
CAACCCACAAAGCCCAUGGACGAUCUUGAUUUCUUGUGAUUUCAGUGAUUUUCGUAUUUUGCUUUUAUAAUUUUUCAUAAAAACCACUUUAGUUAUGUUUUAUAAUUCUCGAGAAUGUUUUAAUUAUAUUCGAUUUUAAUUUCGUGAUCGCGAAGUGUGAAGUGUAACUAGUGUUUCCAAAAUGUCGAACGUAACACCAAACGAUAUGAACAGUUUUUUAGAGAAGAUUACCAAUACGACGGAUACGAAGAUGAAAUUGUUUAUCUGCUCGAAACUGUUAACGUAUUUGGCAGAUUCGAGUAAUUCUAUAGUAUGCCAGGAUAUUGGAUUAUUUAUUGAUACACUGGUCGGCUGGUUACAGAGCAGUAAUUUUAAAUUGAUUCAAAUUGAUUUGGAUAUAUUGACGGAGCUCGUGAACCGUAUGAGAGCAGACUUCCAACCAUACUUGACUACGUUAGUACCUCCGCUAGUUGAUAAAUUAGGUGACAGCAAAGAUACUAUACGUGAAAAAGCUCUAAAUUUGUUUCGCAAAUUAGUAGAACAAGAUGUUGUAACGUUACAAAACCUAUUCGAUAAAAUCGCCGUCGCGUGUUUUUCGCAUAAAAACAGUAACGUACGCGAACAAAUCAUGCAUCUGUUGAUGCUGGUAUUGGACGAAUAUGGUGCUUCUUCGUUGUGUAUUUCUAAACUAGUGCCGCAUAUAGUGAAAUUAUUAAGCGAUCCGAAUGCCGCAGUUCGUGCUACCGCUUUCGAUACGUUGUGUCAUAUUUACAAAUACGUCGGCGAACGUUUAAGGUUGGAUUUACAAAAGAAGUAUUCUAUUCCGCAUAAUAAACUUCCGGCUCUAAUGACCAGGUUUGACGAAAUCAAAGCCACAGCUGACGAUAGUUUAUCAUCUAUAUUUCAAAGUUUAAAAGUCGAAGACGAAACAGAUCAAAGUGAUAAAAGUUCUAUGAAAUCGUACAAUUCGAUAUCGGCUAGUCGUCCUCCGAUCACACCAUCUAGUUUAGGUUUAUCUUCGAUGUCAACGAAAAGUAAACUUUCAUCGUUUCGAAAACCAAACGGUACGAAUAACCAAGCCGGAGCUAUCGACGAAGAUACCUUUUUGAACAGCUUCGAAGACGUGCCCACGGUACAGAUAUUCAGCUCUAGAGAUCUCGAAGAUAAUUUACGAAAGUACCAUAACAUCAUCGAAAACGUCAACGAAGAUUGGAGCAAACGUGUCGAUUCGUUGAAAAAAAUCCGUUCUUUGGUAGUGGCCGGCGCUUUAAAAUACGAAGAGUUUUAUUUACAUUUAAAUUCAUUGUUACCGCCGUUUCACGCGUCUUUGAAAGAUCUGCGAUCUCAGGUUAUUCGCGAAGCUUGCAUAACCGUCGCGUAUUUAUCGAAAAAUCUCGCUUCCAAGUUCGACCAUUUCGCAGAAUCAGUAUUAAGUAGUUUAAUUAAUUUAAUUCAAAAUUCGGCUAAAGUAAUCGCGUCUUCGGCGUUAAUAUGUAUUCGUUUCUUAUUACAGUACACUCACACGUCUCGUUUAAUUCCAAUUAUAGCUAAUAAUCUCAAUUCCAAAUCCAAAGAAAUUAGAAAAGCCUGCUGUGAAUUUAUCUAUUUAAUAUUACAAACGUGGCAUACGAAUUCGAUGGAGAGGCACGCGUCAACCAUACAAGAAGCUAUCAAAAAAGGUAUCGCCGAUGCGGACGCGGAUGCUCGAGCCCAUUCCAGAAACGCGUACCGAGAAUUUUCCAACCAUUUUCCAGAUCUCGGUGAAAGUCUGAAGAAUUCCUUAGACUACCCGUAUCGUAAAUUAUUGAAUUCCAAUUCGAAUAGCGGUUCUAGUACAUCGCUCAGUCGUAUACCAGCCGUUUCGAAUAUCUCAGUCAGAUCGAACAGUGCCAUAGAUCUACAAGCGGUCAAAAGAGCCAAAACCAGAGCUCACUACGCGGCGUUGGCUCGUCAAAAGUUUGGAAAUUCCGGCGUAGCCAGUCCCAGAACCACCAAAAAUUUAACCACUCCUCAGUCAAACGAUCAAAGGGUCGGUCGUACCAAAAGUCGAAUUUCAAUAUCGCAGCCAACUAGUCGUUCCGGUUCGCCAUCCUCCAGAUUGAGUUAUACCAAUUAUUUAUGCAGCAGUGGAAGUAUUUCGAGAUCCUCGAAACGUAAUCUAAAACCAACGUCAGCUCAAAAGAUCCUUCAACAGAGUCGCGAGGCUGAAACCGAACUAGCAGCAACUUUAGGCUCGCCGUCGUCGUAUUCGUUUAAACUAUCGAGAGGUCUAGACGAUCACAGCGAUGAAAGCGAAACGUCCAGCAUCUGCUCCGAACACUCUUUCGAUUCGUAUCGUCGACCAUCCGAUACAAUGUCGUGGAACGGAUCGCAGCAUCGGCUGUACCGAGACUACCGAGAACCGACGCUAAAAGAUAUCGGCGAAAUCAUCGCCAACUGCGAAAACGCUCAUUGGAACGAGAGACGCGAAGGUCUACAAAGUCUUCAGUACUACUUGCAGGACGGCAAUAAAUUGGAAUUAUCGGAUUUAAAACGUAUUAUGGACGUGUUUACGAAAAUCUUCAACGAUCCGCAUAUUAAAGUAUUCAGCUUAUUUUUAGACUCGUUGAACGAGGUAAUUCGUAGCCAUAACGAAGACCUGUGUUAUUGUCUACAUCUGCUGCUGACCAGGCUGUUCAACAAGCUGGGCACCGAUUUACUCAACUCGGUGUAUUCGAAGAUCAUGAAAACUUUAGAUAUCGUAUUCGAAUCGUUUCCGGCCGAGUUACAGUUGCAAUCUGUUUUUCGUUUUUUGGUCGACCCAACUCAGACGCCUAAUUCGCGCGUUAAAUUAGCCGCUUUGAAUUACAUCAUUAAGCUAACCACAGUCGUAGAUCCGUGCAACGCUUUCAGCUCGAAUACCAUCGAUGCCAGCAAAGAUUACCCGACCAUGGCGCUGGAAAAGAUGGUCAGCUGGACGAUGACGGAUAAUUUGAAAAUCGGACCGGAGCUGCGUCGCGUAGCUCGCGAAACUGUAUUAGCCUUGUUCAAUCUGCAUCCUUCGCAGGUCACUCGAAGGUUCUCCACCAUGUCGAAAGAUCUGCAAGAGGCAGCGGCGACCAUAUGCAAGAAUCGUAGCUUUAGCAGCGAUAACGAUUACUCGAGAUCGAGCGAUACCAUCGAUACGUCGACGCCGAACACAUUGUACAGCUGUAGCAGCGGCGGAGGGGGUAGUGGCAGCGUCGGUAGGACCAAGUUUACCUUAGAUAGGGAACAUUUGACGCCGUACGAUAACGGAAUCGGGACCGCGGAGAAAGACAGAAGCAUCGCCGAAUACCAAAUCAAAGAUAACGACGUGUUGAAAACGUGCAUCGAAGAAUUAUCGCAUUGCCCGGCCGAAAACCUAUCGCAUCGUAGGGAAUUAAUUAACAAGAUCACGUCCGUCGUGCAAAACAGCCCGUCCGAUGUGAUCAUCAGUAAUUUUAAAUCACUGCUGUUGACCAUCUGCAGCCUUCUGGUGCCCAACGAAUCGCCGACCGUUAAAGAAUUAUCGUUUAAUUUAUUGCAAAUCAUAGCCAAAAGGAAAACGGUCACGUUUUUGUUGAAAAACAUCAGCGAUUUGGUUAUCACGAAGACGAUCGCGUUGGCCAACGAUUCCUCCAAGGAUGUGGUGAAAGCGGCCGAAAAUUGUGCCAUAACUUUGGCUACCUUCCUGCCAGCCGAAUCGGUCAUCAGGGUUGUUGUACCACUGAUCACCUCCGAAGACCCGCCAGCCAAAUUGGUGGCCAUCAAAAUGCUCACCAGAACCGUAGAAUGCUCCGACGGAGCGAUAGCAAUGGCUGAAAUUGACCAUAUCAUGAACGCCCUGCUGUCAGCCUACAACGACGACGAAUCACCUAUUCGAAAAGCAGCUGUGUUUUGUAUGGUCGCCUUACAUAAGCAAUCCGAAGAAAUGAAAGCUUGUCUAGAACCUUAUUUUAAUCGAUUACAAGGAGCUAAGCUCAAAUUGUUGCAGUUAUACAUUCGAAGAGCCGAACAAGGUUCUUCGAUUCCUACAUCUCCUAAAAACCAAUAAAACUUUGGUAGUUGUGAAUUUCUCCAUAGUCUGAUGUAAACUAGAUUGAUCGCAAUCGAUUAUGUAUUAUUAUUACGAUGGGUUGUUUGUUUGUGUGUGUGUUUUUUUCUUCUUUUCGUAUAAACGUUUUACUUCGAAUUGUUAUUUUCAAAUCGAAAAUAUCUAAUGUUUGAAAUCAUCACUAUAGAGUUGAACUUUUUUUUUCGUACUUUCGAGUGAUCAAAUACCAGUUUAAUUAGUCGUAGCGAUAUUUUUGAAUUUUAUUUUUUCAUUUUGACGAAUUAUAUUAUGGCUAAUGUCGUGAGAAAUGUUAUGAUAAUUUGCUAUAAA